AUGAUUAAGAUACCACAUAAAACAGUCGUCAAAUACCUUGGAGUUCAUAUUGACCAGCUCAUAAGGAUAAGACAGCACCCUGACAUACAGCUCGUCAAAGCUAAAGCAGCAUUUAAGGCCAACAGUCGAAUAUUUUAUAAUAAAUAUUUAAGUAGAAAAGCAAAAAUAAUAUGUUAUCUACUACUUAUCAGGCCCAUCCUGACAUACGCCACACCAAUCUGGUGGAAUACAAGUGCCGCAGUGAUGGAAAAUUACAGAGUGUUUGAACGAAAGUGUCUAAUAGCAUGCCUUGGAGCCUACAGGUCAGCAGCCUCCAACUACAAUAAAUUUAUCAGCAAUUCAACGCUAUACAAUCUAGCAGACAUCCGAAGAAUUGACAGCCACAUAGUCCGUUUAAUUAGAGACUAUUUCAGCAAGCUACCAUCAAUUGAAAAUUCUGCGAUCAACAACCUGGCCAAGUUCACAGCCGAAGACCUAAAAAAAAGAAAUGAAACAGGCAUGCUCUCACCACAAGCGUUCCUGCCACUAGAUGAUAAAGGUCUCAUCCAAGACGAAGAUAAUGUACCAACUAUUUAUCAUUGGAAGAGACACAAAGCCUACAAAAAGAUAGAAUAUGAUGCAGACGAUCCCAAAUUUAGAUGGGUCGACUUCACCUAUUCAAAAGCCAUGCCUACUAGAGACAAAAUGGAUGAUCAUCGAAUAGAUGACAAAUAUUGGUGGCUCACCAGUGAAUCCAAACACCGCAAGGAUCUCAGAAGAAGAAUACACCCGAGUAGUGUAGUGUGA
Messenger RNA from Cotesia congregata, 786 nucleotides. The record is from the annotation of a GenBank genome assembly. Lineage: Eukaryota; Metazoa; Arthropoda; Insecta; Hymenoptera; Braconidae.